Molecule: messenger RNA, 960 nt
Organism: Loxodonta africana (African savanna elephant)
Lineage: Eukaryota; Metazoa; Chordata; Mammalia; Proboscidea; Elephantidae
Product: olfactory receptor 5A1-like
Exons: 2
Coding region: 1-960 (319 amino acids)
Biological process (GO): sensory perception of smell; G protein-coupled receptor signaling pathway
Cellular component (GO): membrane
Molecular function (GO): olfactory receptor activity; odorant binding; G protein-coupled receptor activity
Source: RefSeq, a predicted model, not a curated record
AUGGGCCUAGAUGGCAUAAAGAAGGCCAUGGACUUCAAUGGAAACCACUCCACUAUGACCAUGUUUGUACUCCUGGGUCUCUCAGAUGAAAAGGAGCUACAGCUCAUCCUCUUUCCAAUAUUCCUAGAGAUCUACCUGGUGAGUUUCAUCUGGAACCUGGGUCUCAUCCUCCUCAUCAGGAUGUACUCCCGCCUUCACACACCCAUGUACAUUUUUCUCAGUUUCUUGUCAUUUACAGACAUCUGCUAUUCUUCUUCCAUCAGCCCAAGGACACUUUCAGACAUUUUAAAAGAUGAAAAAAUGAUCUCCUUCAUUGCCUGUGCCAUUCAAUAUUUUGUCGUGGCCUGGAUGGGUAUGGCUGUGUGCUGUUUAUUGGCCGCCAUGACCUAUGACCGAUACGUGGCCAUUGUCAGCCCUCUGCAGUACUCAGCCAUCAUGGCUCCUGGCCUCUGUGGAAAGAUGGUGGCUGGGGCCUAUGUGACUGGCUUUCUUAGUAGUUUAUCUCAAACAGUUUCUUGCUUUAAUCUCAACUACUGUAGUCCAAAUAUCAUUCAACAUUUCUUCUGUGACUUGCCUCAGAUUAUUUCCUUGUCUUGUUCCAAUCCCUUCAUCAGACAAAGAAUUCUUCUGGAAGCCAUUUUUAUUGUGUUUGGCUCUUUGUUUGUUAUCCUCUGGUCCUGUGGUUUCAUUGUAGCUUCCAUCCUGAACAUAUGCUCAGCCAAAUGCAGUGCCAAGGCCUUCAAUACCUGUGCCUCCCGCCUGACAGCUAUGACACUCUUCUUUGGCACAGCCUUGUCUGUGUACUUGUGUCCCAGCUCUAGUCACUCCAUGAAGCAGGACAAGGUGCUAUCAGUGUUCUGUGUCAUCCUUAUCCCCAUUUUGAAUCCUCUGAUCUAUAGCCUGAGGAACAAGGAAAUCAAAGUGGCCCUCGAGAAGGUAAUAAAGAGAAGUACUCAUUAA